Molecule: messenger RNA, 567 nt
Organism: Dibothriocephalus latus
Lineage: Eukaryota; Metazoa; Platyhelminthes; Cestoda; Diphyllobothriidea; Diphyllobothriidae
Source: the annotation of a GenBank genome assembly
AUGUGGAUGAACGAAUGUCUAGCCUGUCCCUCGGCACGGGACUCUGGAGUGGAGGCCUGGAUCUGCCAUCUUGCUGAAGCCCAUGUCAUGCCAACCGAAUGGACCAGCGAGCGUGCCGCCCGCCUCGUUGGCCCCGCGGCACGGACGCCCUACACUCUUAUUACGGAGUCCAAAAAGAAGCGGUGUCGUGGCAGCGUACCUCGACCUCUUAACAGCUUCAUGAUCUUUGCCCAACACAUUCGUCGCAACGUCCUGCGCGUCUUUGGAAAGGCCUCCAAUUCCGUGAUCAGUCGUCAGCUCGGUGAGAUCUGGCGUACCCUUCCACGACCUGUGAAGGAACGAUACGAUGCGGAGGCUGCUCGGCUGGUGAAGAUCCACCAGAUCGAGUUCCCAGACUACAAGUACCAGCCAAAGAAGAAGACUCCUGCUGUCGCUGCUGUUUCUGUCUCCACAAACCUACUCUCGGCUGCCGCCGCUGCUGUAGGUGGUGCUGAUGUUCACCGCAAACGUUCUGCCACCAUGCCCUCUAUAAACCAGCUGACUGCUCGCACAACCCGACUUCCCAGC